This is a messenger RNA of Elgaria multicarinata webbii, 2432 nucleotides long. It is a transcript of the gene AP2M1, whose product is annotated as adaptor related protein complex 2 subunit mu 1. Gene Ontology annotation, biological process: clathrin-dependent endocytosis; intracellular protein transport. The transcript has 11 exons. Gene Ontology annotation, molecular function: clathrin-cargo adaptor activity. Gene Ontology annotation, cellular component: cytoplasmic vesicle; AP-2 adaptor complex. NCBI's taxonomy places the organism in Eukaryota, Metazoa, Chordata, Lepidosauria, Squamata, Anguidae. The coding region runs from base 151 to 1452 and encodes 433 amino acids. The record is from RefSeq and is a predicted model, not a curated record.
GGCGCUGCUGCAGUGAUAGGGGAGGGGGAGCAGCCGCCAUCUUACCAGUUGGCGGAGGAGACCGGGGUGGGAAACGAGCGGUCGCUGGGAGCGGCGGCAACAACAGAUCUGAUCUAAGCACCAUGGAAUAGGAAGACGUAAGAUUUCAACAUGAUUGGAGGCCUGUUCAUUUAUAAUCAUAAAGGGGAGGUUUUAAUCUCUCGAGUCUACAGAGAUGACAUUGGGCGGAAUGCAGUGGAUGCUUUCCGGGUCAACGUCAUCCACGCACGGCAGCAAGUGCGCUCACCUGUCACCAACAUUGCCCGCACCAGUUUCUUCCAUGUCAAGCGUUCCAACAUCUGGCUGGCUGCUGUCACCAAGCAAAAUGUCAACGCCGCUAUGGUUUUUGAGUUCCUCUACAAGAUGUGUGAUGUGAUGACUGCCUAUUUUGGAAAGAUCAGUGAAGAGAACAUCAAGAACAACUUUGUGCUCAUCUAUGAACUCCUGGAUGAAAUCCUGGACUUUGGUUACCCUCAGAAUUCUGAGACGGGGGCCCUGAAAACAUUCAUCACUCAGCAAGGAAUCAAGAGCCAGACUAAGGAAGAGCAGUCUCAGAUUACUAGCCAGGUGACUGGUCAGAUUGGUUGGAGGCGUGAAGGGAUCAAAUACCGCCGCAACGAACUCUUCCUGGACGUGCUGGAGAGUGUGAACUUGCUGAUGUCACCCCAAGGUCAGGUACUGAGCGCCCAUGUCUCUGGCAGGGUGGUGAUGAAGAGCUACCUGAGCGGGAUGCCAGAGUGCAAGUUUGGCAUGAAUGACAAGAUUGUAAUUGAGAAACAAGGCAAAGGGACAGCAGAUGAAACAGGGAAAAGCGGGAAGCAGUCGAUUGCCAUUGAUGACUGCACCUUCCACCAGUGCGUGAGGCUCAGCAAGUUUGACUCGGAGAGGAGCAUCAGCUUCAUACCCCCAGAUGGAGAGUUUGAACUGAUGAGGUACCGAACCACUAAGGACAUCAUCCUGCCUUUCCGCGUGAUCCCCCUGGUCCGGGAGGUGGGCCGCACCAAGCUAGAGGUGAAGGUGGUGAUCAAAUCCAACUUCAAACCUUCCCUCUUGGCUCAGAAGAUAGAGGUGCGAAUCCCAACGCCUCUGAACACUAGUGGAGUACAAGUCAUUUGCAUGAAAGGGAAGGCAAAAUACAAGGCCAGCGAGAAUGCCAUUGUCUGGAAAAUUAAGCGCAUGGCUGGCAUGAAGGAGUCCCAGAUCAGUGCAGAGAUAGAACUGCUCCCUACCAACGACAAGAAGAAGUGGGCUCGGCCACCCAUCUCCAUGAACUUUGAGGUCCCGUUUGCGCCCUCCGGGCUGAAGGUGCGCUACCUGAAGGUCUUCGAGCCAAAGCUGAACUACAGUGACCACGACGUGAUCAAAUGGGUGAGGUACAUUGGCCGGAGUGGCAUCUACGAGACGAGGUGCUAGCCCUGCGCAGCCAGCUGGCUCCCUCCUCCCCAGCCUCCCUUGGUCUCAAAGUACAAUUGAAGAGCGUCUCUGGUCCCUCCUCCGUACAGAGGCUGGAAGCUAGACUUCUGCAGCUCCACUCUGGAAGAAGGACACUGGUGCCUGCUCCGGUUUCAGUUACUGCUGGAGUUGGCGGCUGAAGUCAAGCGGCUCACGAGCCCGGCUCACGUCUUGCUUCUGUCCCAGGGUGUAAAAGGGCCAGCCGCACUACCAACCCCCUUUGUGCUCAUUCUAGGGAACAUCCACCAUGUGAUAACCCCCCCCCCCUUUCUCUUCCGUUAUCACUACUUGCAUCAUAUCCUAGUAUUUUGGGAAGUUCUUGUGCAUAUGUACUCGUAGAAUAGGCCUGAAAACCAUAGACUGGACAAACCUUGAGUUAAUUCUGGCUCCCGUACUUGCUGUGGCUGUUGUGAUUGUUGCUGUGCAGCAAGAGGUGGGGCUCUCCGUUCGCCCUCCGCUGCCCGCCCUCUUCGUUCUCCUCCGCAGUGUCGUUGGGAUGGAGUCCUGCUCUGGGAAGGUUUGUGACCAAAAAGGCUGAGGGUUGGCAUCUCUUCCUUGCUGGGUUGGGGGGUGGCGGUAGCACAACAUUUCAAAGCCUUGGAGGGCAAAGGUCCUCGGAGCACUGAAAACAGCUGACAAAGCCAGCACCUCCUCUCCCCCCCUCCCCCGUGACAGACCCGUGAGGACAGUCUGACAUCAUCAAUGCGAUCUACAGGAUUUGCCCCCUAAUUUAGAAUUGGCCAGUAAAUCAUUCCUCUUCUACAUUCUCCUCCCCCCUCCUUCUUUUGCCUAAUCAGCUCAUGCUUUCUUCUACCAAAAGCUUUGGGUCAAUAGAAAUGCUGCUGCAACCCACAAUCCUCUGCUUCUGAUCGUGUGGUCCUCCCAUUUUGUACACUUGUGAUUUGUCCAGUUCUAAAUCCAAUAAAAGUAUGUAGAACCAG